Truncatella angustata is the source of this 192-nucleotide messenger RNA. RefSeq lists its product as uncharacterized. The transcript is spliced from 2 exons. The record is from RefSeq and is a predicted model, not a curated record. NCBI's taxonomy places the organism in Eukaryota, Fungi, Ascomycota, Sordariomycetes, Amphisphaeriales, Sporocadaceae. Bases 1 to 192 code for a protein of 63 amino acids.
AUGUACACCAGAACCGUCAUCGCUGUUGUGUUUGCGACAUUUGCGUCUUUUGCCGCUGCCGCACCUUUGAACAUAAACCUUGGUGCUUACUCACCUGCUUUGGUAGUAGGUGAUGGUGCCUUAACGUUCCAAGGUGCAGCUGAGGGCGCUGCCGCCGCCGCCGCCGAGGGUGCGGCUAUCGCCAAGGCAUAA